CGGUCUGACGCCAUAAUCGCGCGCCGCUGCCGGCGUCCUCGAAAGGUCGCUUUGAAAAACGGGAGCGCGCAUACCCGAAUUUGACGGCGCGCCGUGUCCUUUUGCCUUGGUACCCGCGACAUGUCGGGGUACACGCCAGAUGAGAAACUGCGGCUGCAGCAGCUGCGAGAGCUGAGAAGGCGAUGGCUGAAGGACCAGGAGCUGAGCCCUCGGGAGCCGGUGCUGCCCCCUCGGAGGAUGUGGCCUAUGGAGGCAUUCUGGAAUAAGUUUUUGCAGAAGCCCACCCCCUGGAGGAACAUGGUUUAUAAGGUAUACCGAAAAAGUAUCUUUAUUUUUACCUAUGUACUUAUACCAACCUGGAUUGUUCAUUAUUAUGUCAAGUAUCAUGUGUCGACAAAACCAUAUGCCAUUGUUGAAAGGAAGCCCAGAAUAUUCCCAGGUGAUACAAUUGUGGAGACAGGAGAAGUAAUUCCACCAAUGAAAGAAUUCCCUGAUCAACAUCAUUGAAGACUACUUAAAAAUUUCAAAAGCUUAUGAGCUCAAAUGUAUUACCAUAUUACCAAAUUUACUGAAUGUAUUUUCUGGAAAAGUAACUUUAAUAAAGUUUACUCUAAGAAUGUGU
Messenger RNA from Nycticebus coucang (slow loris), 622 nucleotides. RefSeq names its product NADH:ubiquinone oxidoreductase subunit B6 (gene NDUFB6). Lineage: Eukaryota; Metazoa; Chordata; Mammalia; Primates; Lorisidae. The record is from RefSeq and is a predicted model, not a curated record. The transcript is spliced from 4 exons. The coding region runs from base 121 to 507 and encodes 128 amino acids. Gene Ontology annotation, biological process: mitochondrial ATP synthesis coupled electron transport; mitochondrial electron transport, NADH to ubiquinone.